Phalaenopsis equestris is the source of this 2130-nucleotide messenger RNA. RefSeq names its product probable inactive receptor kinase At1g48480. The coding region runs from base 126 to 2006 and encodes 626 amino acids. The record is from RefSeq and is a predicted model, not a curated record. Gene Ontology annotation, biological process: protein phosphorylation. Lineage: Eukaryota; Viridiplantae; Streptophyta; Magnoliopsida; Asparagales; Orchidaceae. Gene Ontology annotation, molecular function: ATP binding; protein binding; protein kinase activity. The transcript has 2 exons.
GGCGAAGUGAAGCUUUUAAAGGAACGCUUCUCUCUUUCCUUAAAAAAGUGAGGAGAGCUAGAAAGCGAGGACUCCAUGGCUUCCAUGGCUUUUAUUCCUUAACGGUGAGCUGCGUUCACCGCCAAAUGGAUGAUGCGCCGCUUCGCCUUCUCCUCCUUUUUCUCUUUCUUUUUACCUUAUCGCCGGCGGCGGGGGAUCUCGCCGGCGAUGGAGCCGCCCUUAUGAGCUUUGGCGCAGCUGUUGGCAGAUAUGUGCUCCAUUGGAACAACUCCAUCUCGCCUUGCCUGUGGUCUGGUGUUACUUGUGCCGACAACCGCGUCGUCACCCUCCGCCUCCCUGGCUCCGGUCUCAUCGGCGAAAUCCCGGCCGGAACUUUAGGUAAUCUUUCAAACCUCCAGACUCUCUCCCUCCGCUUCAACGCUCUCUCUGGCCCAUUACCCUCCGACCUAGCUAGCUGCAAGCAGCUCCGUAACCUAUACCUCCAGGAAAACCGCUUCUCCGGUGAGAUCCCGGUGUUUCUCUUUUCUCUCAGUAGCCUGGUUCGGCUCAACCUAGCCAAUAACAACUUCUCCGGCGUUAUCCCGCCGGCGAUCAACAAUCUCACGCGGCUUGGGACGCUGUAUCUUGAGAACAACAACCUCAGCGGCGAGAUCCCGGCGCUAGACUUUCCCAAUCUCGUGCAGUUCAAUGUAUCUUUUAAUCGGCUCAACGGAUCGGUGCCGUUGAAGCUACGCAGCUGGCCGGCGAACUCUUUCAUGGGGAUGUCACUCUGCGGUGGGCCGCUUGGGCUUUGCCCCGGCGAGAUCUCGCCCGCAGCAGCUCCAACUAGAACUUUACCCUCCGGUGGUGGGAGCAAGCUCUCCGGCGGCGCUAUUGCCGGUAUUGUUAUCGGCACCAUUGCUCUGUUUCUCAUUCUUCUUGUUAUUUUGCUUCUGCUUUGCCGGAGGAAAGGAAAAGAUGGCGCAGCUAAGUCCGUUGAAGCAAAGCCGCCGGAGGUGGAGGUGGCGCUCACCGAUGUGGGAACGUUGGAUUCUGUUGGAACAAACCGCGGUGCUCCGGCGACGAAGGUUGCUGCUUCUUCUCCGGCGGCAUCCAUCGGAUCGAAGAAGCAGUUGGUGUUUUGUGGUAAUGGGCCGAGGGUUUAUGAUCUGGAGGAUCUUCUUAGGGCUUCGGCGGAGGUUUUGGGGAAGGGUACAUUCGGAACUACAUACAAGGCGGUGUUGGAGAGCGGAGCCAUGGUGGCGGUGAAGCGGCUCAGGGAUGCUAAUACGCCUGAGAAGGAGUUUAGGGAGAAGAUUGAAGCUAUAGGCGCCAUGAAUCAUCCUAACCUUGUUCCUCUUCAGGCGUAUUACCACAGCAAGGAUGAGAAGCUGUUGGUGUAUGAUUACAUGCCAAUGGGAAGUCUCUCCUCUCUCCUCCAUGGAAACAGAGGAUCUGGGCGCACCCCUCUGAACUGGGAGAUCAGAACCAGCAUUGCACUUGCCGCCGCUCACGGCAUCGACUACAUCCACUCCACCAGCCGCUCGGCAUCCCACGGCAACAUCAAAUCCUCCAACAUCCUUCUAACGACCUCCUCCGAAGCCCGCAUUUCCGACCAUGGCCUCGCUCAUCUCGUCGGUUUAUCCACCACAACGAACCGUGUCGGCGGCUAUCGCGCCCCCGAGGUCACCGAUACCCGACGUGUUUCUCAAAAGGCAGAUGUCUACAGCUUCGGUGUUCUCUUGCUCGAGCUUCUCACCGGCAAGGCGCCAUCGCAAGCUCUCCUCAACGACGAAGGCGUUGAUUUGCCAAGGUGGGUGCAGUCUGUGGUUCAUGAAGAAUGGACGUCGGAGGUGUUUGAUAUGGAGCUGUUGAGGUAUCAGGGCGUGGAGGAGGAGAUGGUGGAGCUGCUGCAGCUUGGAGUGAACUGCACCGCACAGCAUCCCGAUCAUCGGCCGACGAUGUCGACGGUGGUGGCGAAGAUUGAGGAGAUUCAUCGCUCGAGCAUUGAGGUUAGUAAAGAGUAGAUGCCGUAGGAGGAUGAUGGAUUUGAUUAUAUGGUUAUUUGAAUUGCUGGAUGGUUUGAGUUUGUGUUCGUAGGAAUUUGUUUAUACUUGAAUUGAUGAAUGUAUGGAUAGAUUUUUCUUUUUA